AUGCCAAAUUUCACAGAUGUGACAGAAUUUAUUCUUCUGGGGUUGACCAGUCAUCAAGAGUUACAGGUUCUCUUUUUUGUGGUGUUCCUAGUAGUUUACAUGAUCACUGUGAUGGGGAACAUUGGUAUGGUCAUUUUGAUCAGCAUCAGUCCCCAGCUUCAGAGCCCCUUGUACUUUUUCCUGAGUCAUUUGUCUUUUGUUGAUGUGUGGUUCUCUUCCAAUGUCACUCCCAAAAUGUUGGAAAACUUAUUAUCAGAGACAAAAACCAUUUCUUAUGUGGGGUGUUUGGUGCAGUGUUACCUUUUCAUUGCCCUUGUCCAUGUGGAGGUUUAUAUCUUGGCAGUGAUGACCUUUCAUCGGUACAUGGCCAUCUGCAACCCUUUGCUUUAUGGCAGCAAAAUGUCCAGGACUGUCUGUGUUCGGCUUAUCUCUGUGCUUUGUAUCUAUGGAUUCUCUGUUAGUCUAAUAUGCACACUGUGGACAUAUGGCUUGUACUUCUGUGGAAACUUUGAAAUCAACCACUUCUGUUGUGCAGAUCCUCCUCUCAUCAAGAUUGCCUGUGGAGGAGUUCACAUCAAAGAAUACACAAUGAUUGUCAUCGCUAGAAUUAACUUCACAUAUUCCCUCUCAGUAGUCCUGAUUUCCUACACCCUCACUGUAGCAGCUGUGCUACGCAUGAGCUCUGCUGAUGGGAGGAGGAAGGCCUUCUCUACUUGCGGUUCCCAUCUGACAGCUGUUACCAUGUUUUAUGGGCCACUGAUAUUCAUGUACCUUAGGCGGCCCACUGAGGAGUCCGUGGAGCAGGGGAAAAUGGUGGCUGUGUUUUAUACCACAGUCAUUCCCAUGCUAAAUCCCAUGAUCUACAGUCUGAGGAACAAGGAUGUGAAAGAGGCAGUCAAUAAAGCAAUCAUAAAGGCAAAUUUGGGGCAAUGAAACUGUAGUGCACAUCGUUGUGGUAUGUCGGUACCUCAGGGCAUUUUUAAAGGCAACCCUUACGUAUACGAAAAGGUUCAAUCUACCACAGUGAUGUGUUACCCCAUGAAUGAACUCUAACGACUGAGUAUGCUUUAUACCCUACAUAUGCAGCAUUUUUAUUUAAACUGACAUAAUGUCAUUCAUGGUGUACAUACAACUGUGUUAAGCAUAGCCAUUGGAGCAACUCAUAAAAAGUUGUGGAUAAAUAAAUGCUAAUUUGAAGGUCCCCAUGUUAUAGUUGAAUGUGAUUUCCUAUGGCAUAUUUUCUAUGUCUGUAGUCCUUGGCCUAGAUUUCAUGUGAAAUAUAAUUUCAACAGAAAAAAAAAUAUAUAUAUAUAUACAUUGCUUUUACAUGACUACAGGAUGUUGAUGGAUUCCAGUUUCCCUAAAAAAGUAUCCUAGAAUAUUUAUACAUAAAUGGAUUUUUGAAAAUGAAAUUGUAUUUGGAAUCUUCACUUAGUACCUUAAUACAGUCAUAAGACUUGUCCUCAGUAGGCAUUGCUUGAGAGAGUGAACCAUGUUUA
Loxodonta africana (African savanna elephant) is the source of this 1499-nucleotide messenger RNA. RefSeq names its product olfactory receptor 5M9. Lineage: Eukaryota; Metazoa; Chordata; Mammalia; Proboscidea; Elephantidae. Gene Ontology annotation, cellular component: membrane. Gene Ontology annotation, biological process: sensory perception of smell; G protein-coupled receptor signaling pathway. The record is from RefSeq and is a predicted model, not a curated record. The coding region runs from base 1 to 933 and encodes 310 amino acids. Gene Ontology annotation, molecular function: olfactory receptor activity; G protein-coupled receptor activity; odorant binding. The transcript has a single exon.